Cynara cardunculus var. scolymus (artichoke) is the source of this 1539-nucleotide messenger RNA. Its product is annotated as arogenate dehydrogenase 2, chloroplastic-like. Gene Ontology annotation, biological process: L-tyrosine biosynthetic process. Gene Ontology annotation, molecular function: NAD+ binding; prephenate dehydrogenase (NADP+) activity; prephenate dehydrogenase (NAD+) activity. The coding region runs from base 1 to 1539 and encodes 512 amino acids. NCBI's taxonomy places the organism in Eukaryota, Viridiplantae, Streptophyta, Magnoliopsida, Asterales, Asteraceae. The transcript has a single exon. The record is from RefSeq and is a predicted model, not a curated record.
AUGCAUUCCAGCUCUCUGACGGUAUCUCGGUUCUCCAAUCUUUCCGACCACCACCAUCUCCACCGUGGCAGCUGCAUUCGCCACCCUCCCUCCCAUUCUCCACCACCGCCACCUUCUCAUCUACCAAAGACCCAAAUCCUACGCCUCCGUCGCAAUUUCCAAAUCUCCGCCAUAGACACCGCUCAACCCUUCGACAACGAUUCCAAAAUGUCCGACCACAUCGCCAAAUCCAAACCACUUAAAAUCGCCGUUGUAGGGUUCGGCAACUUUGGCCAGUUCCUUGCGAAAUCCCUAGCUCGUCAAGGCCACACCGUCCUUGCACACUCCCGCACCGAUUACUCCGCGGUGGCAGCGGAACUCGGCGUCUACUUUUACUCUAACGCCGACGACCUCUGCGAAGAACACCCCGAGGUAAUCCUCCUUUGUACAUCAAUCCUUUCAACCGAUAAAGUACUCCGAUCAUUACCAUUACAAAGAUUGAAACGAAGCACGUUAUUCGUAGAUGUUUUAUCCGUUAAAGAAUUCGCUAAAGAUUUGUUCUUGCAAAUAUUGCCACCACAUUUCGAUAUUUUAUGUACCCAUCCAAUGUUUGGGCCUGAAAGUGGUAAACACAGUUGGAAAGAUCUUCCAUUUGUGUAUGAUAAAGUUAGAAUCGGUCAUGAUGAAGCUAGGGUUUCACGUUGCCAAAGGUUUCUUGAUUCUUUUGCAAAAGAAGGGUGUAUAAUGAUGGAAAUGGGAUGUGCUGAACAUGAUCAGCAUGCAGCUGAGUCUCAAUUCAUAACCCAUACAGUUGGGAGGAUCUUGGAGAAGUUGGAUUUGUAUAGUACUCCAAUUAACACUAAAGGGUAUGAGAAAUUGUUGGAUUUGGUGGAUAAUACAUCAAGUGAUAGUUUUGAGUUGUAUUAUGGGUUGUUUAUGUACAAUAAGAAUGCAAUGGAGCAGUUGGAAAGGUUGGAUUUGGCUUUUGAAUGGUUGAAGAAAGAGUUGUUUGGUCAUUUGCACGAGGUUUUGAGGAAUCAAUCGUUUGGUUUGGGAGGUCGGCAUUUGGGCUUUUCACAUGAAGCACCAGUCUUGUCGAAGUUGCCUCGUAAUGGGAAUGGGAAUAAGUUGUCUCUUAACAGGAAUGGGAAUGGGAAUGGGUUGUCUCUUAACGGGAAUGGAAAUGGGAAUAGGAAUGAGAAUAAGUUGUCUUUUAAAGGGCAUGAGAAUGUAAAUGGGCUUUCUCUUAACAAGAAUAGGAAUGAGAAUGGGUUGUCUCUUAACGGGAAUGGAAAUGGGAGUAAGUUGUCCCUUAACGGAAACGGGAAUGAGAGUAAACUGUCUUUUAACAGGAAUGAGAAUGGAAAUAAAAAUAAGUUAUCUUUUAACGAAAAUGAGAAUGAGAAUGACAAUAAGUUGUAUCCUAACAGGAAUCAAAAUGAUAAUGGGAAAGGAAAUAAGGUGCCUCCUAAUGGGAAUGAGAAUGAGAAUGGGAAUGGGAAUGGAAUGUUGCAUCUUAAUGGGAAUGGGAAUGGGAAAACACUGGCAUUGCGAUCUUAA